Messenger RNA from Humulus lupulus (European hop), 1455 nucleotides. RefSeq names its product short integuments 2, mitochondrial-like. The transcript is spliced from 11 exons. Gene Ontology annotation, molecular function: ATP-dependent chromatin remodeler activity; DNA binding; GTP binding. Bases 1 to 1455 code for a protein of 484 amino acids. Gene Ontology annotation, cellular component: mitochondrion. The record is from RefSeq and is a predicted model, not a curated record. Lineage: Eukaryota; Viridiplantae; Streptophyta; Magnoliopsida; Rosales; Cannabaceae.
AUGGGUGUAAAGAAAUUCGUGAAGAAGGGUUUAGGAGAAAUGGGGUUCAACGCCGGCGGUGGAGUUAUCAAUUGGUUCACCUGUCACAUGGCCGCAGCCUCCCGCGCCAUUCGCGAUCGACUCAAGCAAGCUGACCUUGUCGUUGAGGUCCGCGACGCUCGAAUUCCCCUGUCGUCUGCCAACCAGAACCUUCAAUCUCACCUCUUCGCGAAACGACGCGUUAUUGCUCUCAAUAAGCAGGACCUUUCCAAUCCAAAUAUCAUUCCGAAAUGGGUUCGUCAUUUUGAAUUGUUCCAACAAGAUUGUAUUCCCAUAAAUGCACACAGUAAGACUUCUGUUAGGAAGCUUCUUGAGCUUGUGGAGUUUAAAUUGAAGGAAGCGAUUUUGAAAGAGCCAACUUUGCUUGUUAUGGUUGUUGGGGUUCCUAAUGUUGGAAAAUCUGCUUUGAUUAAUUCCAUUCAUCAAAUUGCGUCGUCUUACUUUCCUGCGCAAGGGAAGAAUAAGAGAGCAACAGUAGGUCCUCUGCCUGGUGUUACUCAAGAUAUUGCUGGUUUCAAAAUUGCUCAUCAGCCGAGCAUAUAUGUACUGGACACUCCAGGUGUACUGGUUCCAAGUAUCCCAAAUAUAGAGACAGGACUAAAGCUUGCUCUUGCAGGGUUUGUGAAAGAUUCAGUGGUUGGAGAAGAGCGUAUUGCCGAGUACUUACUUGCAGUUUUAAAUACCCGAGGGACUCCUUUUCAUUGGAAGCACUGGAACAAUAGGAGAGCAAAAGGAAUUCGAUAUGAUUUUGCUGAAAUAGUGGAACACAGUCUUAAAGAUCUUCGAUCAAGGAGAAAACCACAGGAUAAGUCUAGUGUUCUAUACAUUGAGAUAAUUGAAAGAAGCUUGCCUAAAAAGCAAAAGGUGAAGAAAGAUGCUUCUGUGAUUGAGAGGGAGGAAAUGGAGAAAAUUGGAAAAGUAUGGGUCAAUAUUAUAAGAAGAGACAUGCCAAAGCAUCAUAGGAAUUUUACAGCUUUUCAUAGGAAGCAACUAAUUGAUGCCAAAAGGGUGAAAUUGAAAGUGAGUAGAUCACUUAAAUUGAUGAAGGGUGCUCCGAUUCGCACAAGGAAGAUAGCUAGGGACAUGCUGCUUUUCUGGAAGAGAGUGGAUAAGGAGAUGAUUAACAAUAGACAUUUUAUUGAUUUGGAAGAAGGUUUAAUGAAUGAAGUUAUUCCUGUGAAGUGUACGUUAGUGGUCAUGUUGCUGAGUAUAAGAUGGAAGACAUUGCUUAGUUUUAAUUGCCGAAAUAGGCUUCUGCUUACUGGCACUCCAAUCCAAAAUAAUAUGGCAGAGUUGUGGGCCUUACUACAUUUCAUUAUGCCAACCUUAUUUGAUAGUCACGAACAGUUUAAUGACUGGUUUUCUAAAGGAAUUGAGAGCCAUGCAGAACAUGGUGGUACUUUGAAUGAGCACUAG